Messenger RNA from Ornithorhynchus anatinus (platypus), 4754 nucleotides. It is a transcript of the gene DHX37, whose product is annotated as DEAH-box helicase 37. Bases 15 to 3467 code for a protein of 1150 amino acids. The transcript has 27 exons. Gene Ontology annotation, biological process: maturation of SSU-rRNA from tricistronic rRNA transcript (SSU-rRNA, 5.8S rRNA, LSU-rRNA). Gene Ontology annotation, cellular component: nucleolus; intracellular anatomical structure. Gene Ontology annotation, molecular function: ATP hydrolysis activity; RNA binding; ATP binding. NCBI's taxonomy places the organism in Eukaryota, Metazoa, Chordata, Mammalia, Monotremata, Ornithorhynchidae. The record is from RefSeq and is a predicted model, not a curated record.
CCGCAGCCGCCGCCAUGGCCUCGGCCAAGUUCCGCCGCCGCUACAAUGUCAAGGGGCGCCUGCAGCGGCCGGGCCCCGAACCCGCCAGGACGGAGGCGCCCCAGGUGCAGCUGGACCUGCACGAUAAGGAGCUGUUGAAAGGUGUGGAUGCCAGCAAUGCCCUCGUACUGCCAGGGAAGAAGGAGAAGAAGACCAAAGUCACUUUUCAACCUAAAAAAGAGAGAAAGCCCCUGACGCGAAAAGAGAAGAAAGUCCUGCAGAGAAUUUUGGAGCAGAAAGAAAAAAAAAAGAAGCGAGCUGAGAUGCUAAGUAAACUCAAUGAAGUCCAAGCUUCAGAGGCGGAAAUGAAACUUUUGUAUACCACUUCCAAGCUGGGUACUGGAGAGCGCAUGUUCCAGAACAAACGGAAAAUAGAGGAAGUUGGAGCUUUGGGCCCAGAUAAGAUUAGCAGCAUCAGUGGUGCCCACAAAAAAAGACGUCAGGAGGAACUGGAAGCAGAGGAGUCUGAAUCCUCUAAUGACUCUGAAGAUGCCGAGGAGGCUGGCGAACAAACAGCCUCAGAACAGACUGUUAUUGAAGAAGAAAAAAAGGCAGAAAAUUUGAGCAGUGAAAAGCCGACAGAAUGUGACAAGGACCUGUUGAAUAACCAGCCAUCUGCACCCAAGAUGGUGGACCCUCCACCCACUUUGAACAAACCACCUUCCAAACCAGCCAUUUUUGUCCCAGUGGACCGGUCUCCUGAGAUUCAGGAAGCCCGACUGAAGCUCCCGAUCCUAUCAGAAGAGCAAGUGAUCAUGGAGGCCGUCACCGAGAACCCUAUAGUUAUCAUAUGUGGGGAGACGGGCAGCGGGAAGACCACCCAGGUCCCCCAGUUUCUCUACGAAGCUGGAUAUGCCAGCCGAGACAGCAUCAUUGGCAUCACAGAGCCUCGCCGAGUGGCAGCCGUGUCCAUGUCACAGCGCGUCGCCAAGGAGAUGAACCUGUCCCACCGUGAGGUCUCGUACCAGAUCCGUUACGAAGGAAACGUGACAGAAGAAACAAAAAUAAAGUUCAUGACAGAUGGCGUGUUACUCAAAGAGAUUCAGAAGGAUUUCUUACUUCUGAAGUACAAAGUGAUCAUUAUCGACGAAGCCCACGAGCGGAGCGUGUAUACGGACAUUCUGAUAGGCCUCUUGUCUCGAAUCGUGACCCUCCGGGCCAAGAAAAACCUGCCACUGAAGUUGAUCGUCAUGUCCGCUACACUCCGUGUUGAGGAUUUCACCCAGAACACGAGGCUCUUCCGUGAGCCUCCCCCAGUGAUAAAGGUGGACGCCCGGCAGUUCCCGGUGACAGUUCACUUCAACAAGAGGACGCCUCUGGAUGACUACAGCGGGGAGUGCUUCCGAAAGGUCAGCAAGAUCCACCGGAUGCUCCCUGCGGGAGGCAUUUUGGUGUUCCUGACGGGUCAGGCAGAGGUACACUCGCUUUGUAGAAGACUGAGGAGAGCUUUUCCAUUCCACACCAGGCAGGAAGAGAAUCAUGAGAAAGAAGAAGAUUCAGUGGAAGAAAUGAGAAAAUUCAAGAAAUCCAAACCAAAGAAAGUGCUGACUUUGCCUAAAAUUAAUUUGGAUAAUUACUCUGCGAUGCCAGUGGAUGAAGGAGAUGAGGACAGAGAAGGAGAAAGGGAUGAUGAAGAGGAUGCAGUGGGGUCUGACAUUGACCUAGACUUAGGCGAUGAGGACACUGAAGGAGGUGAGAAACCAGAUUCCUCCCUACCACUUUAUGUUCUUCCUCUGUAUUCUCUGCUGGCACCAGAGAAACAAGCCCAGGUCUUCAAACCCCCUCCCGAGGGGACCAGAUUGUGUGUCAUAGCCACUAAUGUGGCCGAAACAUCCCUAACCAUCCCCAACAUCAAAUAUGUGGUAGAUUGUGGGAAGGUCAAAAAAAGGUUUUAUGACAAGGUGACCGGCGUUUCCUCUUUCCGAGUAUCCUGGACGUCCCAGGCUUCUGCAGAUCAACGAGCCGGAAGAGCUGGAAGAACAGAGCCGGGUCACUGUUACAGAUUGUAUUCAUCUGCAGUUUUUAGUGACUUUGAGAAGUUUUCUCCUCCUGAGAUUACUAGAAGACCCGUUGAAGAUUUAAUCCUUCAGAUGAAAGCUUUAAACAUCGACAAGGUAAUCAACUUCCCGUUCCCGUCACCUCCACCAAUGGAGGCCCUUGUGGCCGCUGAGGAGCUGUUGCUCUCACUUGGAGCCUUGCAAAAGCCACCACAGAGAGGAAGCCUCAAAGUAUUGCAGAAGACCAAACUGUGUUGCCCAAUUAGUCCGUUGGGCAGAACCAUGGCCACUUUUCCCGUUGCCCCCCGCUACGCAAAAAUGCUUGCUCUGAGUCAGCAACACGACUGUCUGCCCUACAUCAUCACUAUUGUGUCUGCCAUGACAGUUCGGGAGCUGUUUGAAGAAUUUGACAGACCAGCCGCCAGCGAAGAGGAGCAAGCAACACUCAAGGGGAAGAGAGCUCGUGUUUUCCAGAUGCAGAGAGUCUGGGCUGGACAAGGAGCUAAACUGAAGCUUGGCGACCUCAUGGUAAUGCUAGGUGCCGUGGGGGCUUGCGAGUACGCUGGCUCUGCUUUUCAAUUCUGCCAAGCCAAUGGACUGAGAUUCAAGGCCAUGAUGGAGAUUAAGCGUCUGAGAGGACAGCUGACCACCGCAGUUAAUUCCAUCUGCUCAGGCAUUGGCCUGUUUGUAGAUCCUAAAAUGAAGCCUCCCACAGAGACCCAAGUGACCUAUUUGAGGCAAAUGGUGUUGGCAGGCUUGGGGGACCAUGUAGCCAGGAAGAUCCAGAGUGAGGAGCUGCUGGAUGAAAAGUGGAGAAAUGCCUACAAGACUCCACUCUUGGAUGACCCUGUUUUUAUCCAUCCAAGCUCAGUCCUUCUCAAGCAGCUUCCUGACUUUGUGGUAUACCAGGAGAUUGUUGAAACCACCAAGAUGUAUAUGAAAGGUGUCACAGCGGUUGAAGCGGAGUGGAUCCCGGUCCUCCUGCCACUAUACUGUCAUUUUCAAAAACCGCUAGAGGACCCUCCCCCAGCCUACUGUCAUGAGAGCGGCCGCGUCAGGUGUCAUCGGGCCAGCAUGUUCUAUCGUGUUGGUUGGCAGCUCCCUGCCGCUGAAGUGGAUUACCCAGAGGGAAUUGAACGCUACAAAUACUUUGCCAAGUUUUUACUGCAAGGAAAGGUCUUUCCCAGACUCGCCUCCUACAGCAACUGUUUGCUGUCCAGCCCGGUCACGAUGCUGAAGACAUGGGCCAAACUCCAGCCCAGAACAGAGAUACUCCUCAAAGCCCUUGUUUCUGAAAACGCUGAUUGCCGAGACGCCUUGCUGAAUGCUUGGAAGAGAAAUCCGAAAUACUUGUUAUCCGCCUAUUGUGAGUGGAUCCCUCAGGCCAUGCAUGCUGACGUCACCAAAGCCUGGCCACCCAUCCAAACAUGAGCCUUCAGAUGUGUCCUCUGCUCCAGCUGGUGCCUUUGAUCCUGACAUCUUGGAAUCUCACCUGGAAGAAAUCUUCAUUUCUGUGGGUUUUUCUUAAGACUGAGAGACUGCUUCCCCGAGCGGGCUCUGUCCUGUUGGACUACAAGUUCUCUUCGCUUGCUCCGAAGAGCCAAGAUGAACUAAGUAUGUGCGGACACAAAUCUAAAAUACUUAUUUCCCUGUCGUAUACGAAUGACACUCCCAAUGUACAAUUACCCCAUUUUACAGUUUUGUAAUAUUUAUUCCUAAUGGACAGUUUUAUGCAUCUUCUUGGUAUUUAUUCAUCCAAGUUUUAGAAAUGUGCUCUUUAGACUAUGUUAGUCACUGGCACUCUGGCAGGUCCUGUUGAUUUGUGUGAGCCCCUGGACCCAGUCCCAUGAGCUAGGUCAGGUUCAGCCUAAGGUCAGGCUCACCAUGGCACCCCCCACCCCAAAACAAACACGCACUCACUCCUAGUGCCAUUUUGGGCCAGAGUGACCACAGCACAGCUACUACGAUGCUGCUGUGCCUAUACAGUGUGAUUCUUUUUUUCCAGUAGGCUGCCAGUACCUAAAAGUCUCAGCAACCACUGGGACAAGCCUCUGCCAGUAUGUGUAUUUUGGCAUGCUUCUUCUCCUUCCAAAAUGAAGGUGUUUCUCCAAGUACCAUGUGCAGCCUCUAUUUCAGACUUUCAGAAUCUAAUGGCUUGAAGUGUCCAGGUGAUAUGGUUUCUGAAUACACUUCUGAACCCCACAAAUCCCUCGAGCAGCUCUGAUGUCUGGGCAGCUGAAGCAAGUUUCUCAUUGGUGAGGGAACAUUUUAGUACAGUGCCCUGCACACAGUGACCGCUCAAUGAAUACGAUGGGAUUGAUUCAUUGAGUAUGAAAUGUCCCACUAACAUCAUCAUAUGGCAUUAGAAAACUUGGAUUCUUGAUGAGGAUUUUAACUCACUGUAGAGCUUGGUUUAACAGUGGUAGCGUUUCCUCUGAGUUGGAUCUGCAGGAAUACAUCAGUGUUUCCUGGAGGGAGGAACUGCACUUUCUUUCCUGAAAAUAAAGAUUCACAAUCUUUCCAUCGAGCUGAGCCUAACCUAGUCCUGUGGUAAGAAGGAUUUUCCCCCUCCAUGUCUACUGGGAGUAAUGAGAGGACAUUCAACCAGCAUUCAACCAGUGAUGCUAUUUACAAAAAGAUGCCAAGCUUUUGGUAGAUGAUCUGAUGUAAAUAGUCAAGAAUGGGGAUGAAAUAAAGUAUGUUAUGUGUACAUACAGA